UGACAGACGCCCUGUUGCUUCUGCUGUGCUGGAACUAUGUUUUGGAAGCAUCAAUAAUCAGCCAGAGACCUGAAGUAGUGAUGGUGAAGGCCGGAGGUACAGUUACAUUGGAAUGUAAUGUGAAAGAGAUUAUAACAUACUGCUACCUAGUGACUUGGAUGAAAGUAGACCCCAGGACACAAACAGUAACAACGAGAACAAUGUUGAAAGACCCAAGGAGAAAUGAAGUUGGAGUAUGUUCUGUUAUCCUCACCAAUGCAAAAGUGAGCGACUCCGGCAUGUACUACUGUUCAGCAAUUCUAUCUGAGAUGAUCCACAUUGGCAAUGGUUCUAGAGUUGUUAUUUUGACAGAGAAAGAGACACCAGGGAACAUCACAGAAUCCACCACCAUCAAAAUCCUCUCAUCACCAGAAAGUGAUGGCUCCUCAGUCCCUCUCAUGUGUCUGGUGUCAGGAUUGGUCCCGUCUCAGGUCCGUGUGUUCUGGCUCAUAAAUGGGAGAGAGGAGAGUGGACGAACUGAGUCGGCGUGGAUAGACAACAGUGAUUCAGCAAAAGAGUUCAUUAGGAACCAGAUUCUGGUCCAGGCAGAGGAGUGGGACAGAGGAGCAGAGUGCACAUGUGUGGUGACAUUUGAAGGGCAGAAUAUCACCAAAACUGUGCAGAUCAGAAAUGAUUUCGACAGUAAAUGCACAGCACUGCUAUAUGGAGCUUCUGCAGCGGCUGUGCUUGUCAUUACAGUGACCGUCACGAUUGCUGUGUGCUUGCACUGUGGACAUCCAGUGCUAGCUGAUGCAAACACAAGGCAAAGUGUCACAGGCAGUGAGAUCAUACAGCGUCAAUCUGAGCGACGUGGAGAAGCAAACAAUGCAAUAAGAUCAUCUUUCUCUGAGGUCCAGUACACUACCUUAGACCACAAACAUUUCGGGAGACGCACAAAUACAGAUCUCUAAUGAGAUUUUGAAGUGCUACUUAAAAUAUUUGAAUAUUUUCAUUGUAUUUUCCAUGCAUUUGUAUAAAGCAUCAUGACUUUUAAACAUUUAAUUAUCUUUUUUAUUGCCGUUCAACUGUAUGAACAAUAGUGAUGAUCCAUUGCACACUUGAAUAGGUAACAAUGCACAUUUGAUAAAAGAGAAGAAACCAUCUGUAUUACAGUCAUUUCACACACUGUACAAUCUGAAUGUUAGCUUCCAUUUAAAUGCAGCUAGAUUAUGUCAUGUGACAAAUCUUGCCUCUAACAUUAAUCUAAAUAAAUUAGCCGUUGUUUAUCAGUGUCAUCCUCUUUGUCACCAAUGCCCCUUGAACACCCAUCAUUGUGAUCUUUACACUCUAGUAAAUUGAGCAGUGCUGCACACAUGACCCCAGACUCAUUGUCACCAGUUCAUCUGCAAGUCCCUUUUAAGCAAAUCCCCUCUUUACCUCAGUUUACUCCUCAACAUCAGC
Esox lucius (northern pike) is the source of this 1440-nucleotide messenger RNA. RefSeq lists its product as uncharacterized. The record is from RefSeq and is a predicted model, not a curated record. Gene Ontology annotation, cellular component: plasma membrane. Lineage: Eukaryota; Metazoa; Chordata; Actinopteri; Esociformes; Esocidae. The coding region runs from base 81 to 950 and encodes 289 amino acids. The transcript is spliced from 8 exons.